Molecule: messenger RNA, 532 nt
Organism: Mangifera indica (mango)
Lineage: Eukaryota; Viridiplantae; Streptophyta; Magnoliopsida; Sapindales; Anacardiaceae
Exons: 3
Coding region: 185-472 (95 amino acids)
Source: RefSeq, a predicted model, not a curated record
AUAAAUGUUCCAACGCAACCCAUCUCAAUCUUUACCUCAUAACGUAUUGCUGUGUCGAUUAUGACCGUUUCAUUUUCAUUCCUGUGCUUUUUCUGUGAAUGAAUCAAGGCCUUUUUAUAAAUAAACCAGCAACAAUACCAAUACCAAACUCAUUUUUCAAUCAGCUUCGGUUGCUUCUUCUUCCAUGGACUUCAAGUCUUCCUUCAUCACUCUCUUUCUUCUUCUUCUCGUCUUCCUCGCUCAGUCUCAAUUUUCAAUGGGUGGGUCGAUGGAGAGGGGUUCAUCAGAUGUUUAUGAGAUCGAUUAUAGAGGGCCAGAGACGCACUCUUCAAGUCCUCCGCCGGAUCGUCCUCAUCGUAAGAAGCCUAUGAUUCAUCGUGAAAGGGGGGUGGCGCUUCCCGAAUCCAACGGCUCUCAGGGCGGUGCUGGUGGCCGAAACACACUAGCAAAUGGAAGGAAAAUUCAUGGGUAGAGAAGUUUUGGAAGCGGAUUUGAUUUUGAUUUUACUAAAAUAAAUAAAUAUAUAUAUAUA